Molecule: messenger RNA, 996 nt
Organism: Pseudovirgaria hyperparasitica
Lineage: Eukaryota; Fungi; Ascomycota; Dothideomycetes; Acrospermales; Acrospermaceae
Product: kinase-like protein
Exons: 1
Coding region: 1-996 (331 amino acids)
Biological process (GO): protein phosphorylation
Molecular function (GO): protein kinase activity; ATP binding
Source: RefSeq, a predicted model, not a curated record
AUGCUGACCCACCGUCAUAUCCGUGACGGUCAUGCCCACUUUGACGAAUAUGAGAACUUGGGCAGAGGUGGCUCGGCCUCCGUCGAGCGUGUACGCCAUAAGCUAUCCGGUCUGUUCUUUGCCCGGAAGAAGAUCCUGAGAGGAAACAAUAUCGCAACCCAGCAGCGCAAGCUCGAGGAAUUCGAAAGGGAGCUCAAGGCCUUGCAGCGCCUGCGCCACAAACAUCUCGUCAGCUAUGUCGGCAGCUAUACCGACCUGUGGUCCUUCUCCCUGAUCCUGACUCCCGUCGCUGAACUGGAGCUGAAGACACUGCUUGAACGACAGGCCAAAGAGCCAUUGCUCGGCGAAGAGGUCAACUGGCUGCGCAACGCUUUCGGUUGCAUAGCCUCCGCACUCUCCUACUGUCAUGAGAAUCGUUUCAGACACAAAGAUAUCAAGCCUGGCAACAUCUUGCUCAACGAUGGCCAGAUCUACCUUUGCGAUUUUGGCAUUAGCCAUGACUGGAAUGAUCUCCCAACUGCCACCACCACAGGCGACCCCGGAAAGUUCACGCUACGCUACUGUGCCCCCGAGGUUGUGAAUCGUCAGUCCCGGAAUGAAAAGUCUGAUGUCUGGUCCUUGGCCUGCGUCUACAUCGAGAUGAUAUCCGUCAUCAAGGGACAUAGCUUGCAAGACCUUGACCGCUUCCUGCUCAACGAGAAUAGUCCAUCAGUCGACUACUGGUGUCAACCUGAAGCUGCCAAAGCAUGGCUGGACCACAUAAGAGAUGGCUCUCCCGACGAUGUCGCUUUGGAUUGGAUCGAGAAGAUGGUGAGUUUGGCGAGUGUUCACUUCGGGAUCCCGUUUGAUCAUGUCAACAGUUCCGACAGAAUCCUGGCGAUAGACCGACCGCAGCAGACAUUGUCGAUGACAUCCAAGCUCACUUCCACAAUACCUCAAUGGACGAUUAUUUCGUCGGCAGGUGCUGUGUCUCGAGAUCACAGACGUCGGUCGUGA